AUGAUACCGUUUUUGGGCAACAUUUUACAAUUAGAGAUCGAUCCCCGUAAACAAUUUGCUAAAUUUCGUAGAAGAUAUGGUGAUUUAUUUAGUUUAUACAUCGGGAAUAAACAUAUCGUAGUAUUAAAUGGAUUUGAAACAUUACAGGACCUACUAGUGAAAAGUGGUGACAAAUUGAGCAACCGCCCAGAUACUAAGACGAUGGAAAUGGUGGGAGGAUACAAAGGUAUUAUCUCUACAUCUGGCAAAGUAUGGCGAGAACAAAGAAUGGUUUCACUGGCUUUGCUUCAGAGAUUUAUUUCAGAGGAUGGUAAAUUAAUACCCAGAGAAGAACUCAUUCCUUUUAGUAUGGGAAAACGAAAAUGCAUGGCAGAGACUACAGCCAAGAUGGAAACAUUUCUUUUCUUUUCUCAUAUGAUUCAAAAAUUUAGAUUUAUAACCGAACCCGGAAAGCCAGCCCCUGGAUUCGAACCCGCCUUUGGAGUAACCAGUGCUCCUAAGGCUUACAAAAUAUGUGCUAUUCCCCGGUAA
Messenger RNA from Patella vulgata (common limpet), 531 nucleotides. Its product is annotated as cytochrome P450 2D3-like. The record is from RefSeq and is a predicted model, not a curated record. Gene Ontology annotation, molecular function: oxidoreductase activity, acting on paired donors, with incorporation or reduction of molecular oxygen, reduced flavin or flavoprotein as one donor, and incorporation of one atom of oxygen; iron ion binding; heme binding. Lineage: Eukaryota; Metazoa; Mollusca; Gastropoda; Patellidae. The transcript is spliced from 4 exons. Gene Ontology annotation, biological process: arachidonate metabolic process; xenobiotic metabolic process. Gene Ontology annotation, cellular component: intracellular membrane-bounded organelle; cytoplasm. Bases 1 to 531 code for a protein of 176 amino acids.